Messenger RNA from Paramisgurnus dabryanus, 4530 nucleotides. NCBI's taxonomy places the organism in Eukaryota, Metazoa, Chordata, Actinopteri, Cypriniformes, Cobitidae. The record is from RefSeq and is a predicted model, not a curated record.
AGGGCUACUAGUUAGCCCAUAGUUAACCGAUAAUGAGCUGUGUUUGGUGAAGUGUUCACAGCUCAUCAUCGGUUCAGAUCUGAUUCAACUCUAUUGUUCCGAUCACACGACUCACAUUCAGCGGGAUUCCCAAGUUUCUCAGCGCGGAUCUUUAACAGAAAGUGUCCGGAUUCAGUGACUCAAACAGCGGGAUGAUGUGUGGACGCGACGCGGCGAUUAGCGGCUCUCUGCUCGGCCUCCUCCUGCUGCUGCUGACCGCUAAACUCAGCGACUCGCAGUCAUUUCUUUCACAGAAUCGAGCUCAUGAGUUUCUGAUGCGACACAGACGAGCAAACGCAAUGUUUGAAGAGCAUAGGAAAGGUAAUUUAGAGCGCGAGUGUAUCGAGGAGAUGUGCAAUAAAGAAGAAGCUCGAGAAAUCUUUGAGAACAAUCCAGAAACUGAAUAUUUCUAUCCCAGGUACAUCGUUUGUUUGGGGUCUCAUCGGGUGGGCAUCAAAAAUCCAAACUCAGGGCCGGGAAUCCCUCAGAACCUCCGAACGUGCGUUCAAGAGAUCAGUAAUCAGUGUCUACCUCUGCCGUGUAACGCGGACGGUUCUGAGCGCUGUGUGGACGGUCACGGUUCUUACACAUGUGUGUGUAAACCGGGUUGGACGGGUCAGGAAUGUGAGGAAGAUAUUAAUGAAUGUGAAGACCCAAAUGUGAUUUGCAGUCAAACGUGUCACAAUUUCCCAGGCAGUUUUAAGUGCAGUUGUGAGCGAGGUUUCUAUACACACGAUGACAUUCACUGCUUCGACAUUAAUGAAUGUAUCCUGUAUCCCAGUAAAUGUGCUGAACCGGCCAAAUGCAUCAACAUGCCAGGAACAUUUGAGUGUCGCUGCCCAACAGGAUACAAAUAUAACACAACAUCACAACAAUGUGUCGAUGUAAAUGAAUGUGAGCAGGACGUGUGUGAUGGUGAAUGUUUAAAUACAGUCGGGAGUUUCCGGUGUUACUGUGAUGGCCGGAGUGGUUUGAGGUUAUCAGAGGACGGCCGUGUUUGUGAGAAGAUCCCACAGUGUUUGGAUCUGUAUGAUUAUAAACAUGAGGAGAUGCUUUAUCUGGGAGAACAGUUCUCUGGUUUAUCGGUCCUAUAUCUGCGCUUCCUUCUGCCGCCGGACACCAGGUUUGCAGCUGAAUUUGAUUUCCGUACCUUUGAUCCAGAAGGUGUGAUACUGUACGCCGAAUCUCGAGCGGACUCGUGGUUUAUGUUGGGUUUACGGGGCGGCCGCAUCGAGGUCCAGUUUAAAAAUGAUUGGUCGUAUAAAGUGACGAGCGGAGGGAAAGCCAUAAAUGACGGUCAAUGGCACGUGAUCUCAGUAGAGGAGCUGUCAGGUAGCAUCAGUGUAAAGAUCAGUAAAGAAGCCAUCAUGAGUAUUAACAGUCCUGAGCGUCUCUUUACGCCUCUCAAUAAUAAACUGGAUGCUAAAUUUUACAUCGCUGGACUGCCCAAUCCCACCCAGACUCUCAUCAAACCCAUUAAUCCGAGGUUGGACGGUUGUAUUCGAGGUUGGAAUCUGAUGAAUCAGGGUGCGUCUGGAGUAAAGGAGGUGAUUCAGGACAAAGUGAGCAAACAUUGUUACGUCUCUGUGGAGAAAGGUUCAUUCUUCACAGGUGGAGGUUUAGCUCAAUUCAACAUUGACUACAGCCGAUCAGGCAGCUGGUUAGUGGACGUUACGAUGACUAUUCGGCCUUCAAGCAGUACCGGUGUAUUAUUUGCCCUGGUUAGCAAUGACAGUGUCCCUCUAUCUGUUGCCGUGGUAACACGAGGACCGGAGGAUGCGGAUCUCCAGGUGUUUCUGGAUGGCGUCUCUGUUGCUGUUCUUCAGUCCCUCAUGUUGUGUUAUCCAGAGCGGCUGCUGAUAGAAAUGAAAGUCUCACCAGAUCAGAUUCAGCUCACAGCAAACUCCUCCACAGUGAUCUACACUGACUCUGAGACUCUGAAUGUGACCUUAUCCAAACUCAACAACACUCUUCAGAGCCACGUUCACACUUAUAUAGGAGGACUUCCAGAUCUUCCUCUGUCUAACACUCCCAUCUCAGCGUAUUAUCACGGCUGUCUGGAGAUCAGUGUCAAUGGACUCAAGCUGGAUUUUGAUGAAGCUGUCAGUAAAGAUAACAGCAUCAAAUCUCAUUCCUGUCCUCCUGUAUCCUCUCCUGACCCUCCAGCUGUCCAACCGCAGCCACACUUGUCUCUGUCACCGGAGGAGGCAAACGAGUUUCUCCGCAGACACCGGAGGGCUAACCACAUGUUUGAGGAGACGAAAAAGGGUCAUCUGGAGCGGGAGUGUGUGGAAGAAAGAUGCUCGAAAGAGGAGGCGAGGGAGGUGUUUGAGAAUGACCCUGAGACGGAAUUUUUCUACCCAAAGUAUCAGGAUUGUUUGGAGAAGUUUGGAGGCUCAGAAAAGAAGAAACAAGAUCUGAUAACUUGCGUCCACAAUAUCCCGGAUCAGUGCUCGUCCAGUCCGUGUAAUCCUCAGGGUUCAUUUCGCUGUGAGGAUGGGAAAGGAGAUUUUCAGUGUCAUUGUUUCACAGGAUGGGAAGGUGUCAGGUGUGAGGAAGAUGUGAACGAGUGCAGCAGAAGUAACGGUGGUUGUGAGCAUGAAUGUAACAACACCAGAGGAAGUUACCACUGCUGGUGUCGUCAUGGUUACAGACUCUCGGGUCACCACGCCUGUGUGGAUGUAGAUGAGUGUGUGGAAACACCUGAUGUUUGUGGAACGGCUCGCUGUGGGAAUCUGAUAGGAAGUCAUGAAUGUUUAUGUGAGGAGGGAUUCGUCUAUGACAAUCUGACCAAGAGCUGUACAGAUGUAGAUGAGUGUGAGUCUGGUGUGUGUGAGGAGGAGUGUGUCAACACGCCUGGAAGUUUCCGUUGUUACUGUGAUGGACGACAGGGCAAGAGACUGACUCUGGAUCAGAGGAAUUGUGAGAUUAUUGAGUCUCAUCUUCCUGUGAGUGUGAAGAGAAACUCUCGCUCGCUGUAUCUGGGCCGUAUGUUCAGCGGGAUUCCUGUGGUCAGACUGCGUUUUCGUCGCCGUGUUCAGACCGGAUUCACAGCUGAAUUUGAUCUCAGGACCUUUGAUUCAGAAGGUGUGAUCUUCUUCGCUGGUGGUCAUCUCGAGAGCUCCUGGAUUGUUCUGUUGAUUCAUCAUGGAAAACUGGAGCUGCAGUUAAAGUACGGAUCUGUCAGUCGAAUGACCAGCAGCGGACCGCCGGUCAAUGAUGGACAGUGGCAUAAGAUCUCAGUAGAGGAGCAGGGGCGGAGUCUCAUCAUUAAGAUUGACAGGGAGGCGGUGAUGAAGAUCGCAGUCAAUGGAGAUCUGUUCACACUGAAUAAAGGCAUGCAUGAGCUCAACCUGACAGUGGGCGGAGUUCCGUUUAAAGAGGAGGGGCUUGUUAGUAAGGUGAAUCCUCGGUUAGAUGCGUGUAUGAAGGACUGGCGCUGGUUAACAGGUGAAGACACAUCCAUUCAGGAGACCAUCCGACACAAUGAACGCAUGCAGUGUUACGCUAUAGAAGAUCACAGCACCUUCUACACCGGACACGGAUUUGCCUUCUUCAAUCACAGCCACGGAGACAAUCAGACCCUCAGGAUUCAUCUGAGCGUGCGUCCUGUAUCCAGUAUGGGUGUUUUAUUGGCUCUGAUUCAUCACGACAGAGUCCCGUUCUCCAUCUCGCUCUCAGAUUAUCAUCCUAACACAUUGGAGUGGACACCGCACGUGUUGGUGUCAUUCGGUGAUGUGGUGGUGGCCAGCGCUUCAGUCUCUCUCAGUGAUUCAGAGACACAUACGGUCAACGUGAGCGUAUCAGGAAACAGCACAAUACUGGAGGUGGACGGACAGCCGGGUCAAAGCGAGUCUGUGGAGAAUCUGGAAGCUCUCGAUCUGACGUCAUACAGCACAUUUAUUGGAGGACUACCAGAUGUUUCUCUGGUGUCCACGCCCGUCUCUGCGUUCUUCAGCGGCUGUAUGGAUGUGAGGGUUAACGGUCGUCUGUUGGACGUGGAUGAAGCUCAACACAAGCACAAUGACAUUCGAUCUCACUCCUGUCCCAUAGUGAGCGGUCAACAAUAAGAGUUCAAACCCACUGCCGCCCGUCUCUAACAUUUACUUCAAUAAUCAAGAGAUGUUUCAUUCAGGUCCAGUAAACGCACCAUAAGCCCAGAUCCUGUAUGAAGUUCAGCACACACACACUGUAGAUGUCUUUAUUAUUCACAUGCUUACAUUAAGACACAACACAAGCUACUGAGAUUAAGAGCGCUGUAAUAUAUAAAUACUGUAUGUGUAAAUAUGUGACUGUAAAAUGCAACGACCUUCAUAUCUCUAAAGGCCUUCAGACAGCCAAUGUAGGUGCUCAACAUCAUAUCAAUAUCAUCGUCUUCACUAGUUGACUUUAGUUUAGUCUCUUGUUUGUGUUUUUAAUCAUUGUACACUGAAUGGUUUUGUAUUUGGUUUAUGUUUGUUCUCAGUUCAAAUAAAUCCAGAACUUAUCAAA